Messenger RNA from Vombatus ursinus (common wombat), 3890 nucleotides. It is a transcript of the gene ZNF618, whose product is annotated as zinc finger protein 618. The record is from RefSeq and is a predicted model, not a curated record. Gene Ontology annotation, molecular function: protein dimerization activity. Bases 192 to 2981 code for a protein of 929 amino acids. The transcript has 15 exons. NCBI's taxonomy places the organism in Eukaryota, Metazoa, Chordata, Mammalia, Diprotodontia, Vombatidae.
CUGUCCUCCAGAGUCAUCUGGAUCUAGUGGCAAGACAAAGGUCAAGACGAAUGGUGAUGACCCUCAUUGUUGUUGGUCCUUGUGCAUGAGUUGGAUUUGAGUGAAGUAGAACUGGGCAAAGUCAUCCGCCUCACUCUCUCCUCCAGAGUCAUCAGAGUCCAGUGGCAAGACGAAGGUCAAGACGACUGGCCAUGGCUGAAGGGGCCGGUGCUACCGGAAGGAGGAACACGGCUGGCAGGGAAAGGCUAAAAAGGAGUCCCAAGAGUGCCAAGGCAGAGGGCUCCAGUCCUGUGCCGGCAGAGACCUCACUGUGCUCAGAGCAGGGGACGAUGACAGACGUGAAGGUGAAGACGGAGCUUCCCGAUGACUAUAUCCGGGAGGUGAUCUGGCAGGACGACGCCAAAGAGUCCAAGAAGAACGUCAAGGACGGGUCUGGGGACGUGCCGGCUGAGAUCUGUGUGGUGAUUGGGGGUGUCCGGAACCAGCAGACCCUUGGGUCCUACGAAUGUGGAAUAUGUGGGAAGAAAUACAAAUAUUAUAACUGUUUCCAGACCCAUGUUCGAGCACAUCGAGACACGGAAGCAGCCUCAGGUGAAGGAGCAUCCCAGGGCAACAACUUUAGGUACACAUGUGAUAUCUGUGGGAAGAAAUAUAAAUAUUACAGCUGUUUUCAAGAGCACCGAGACCUGCAUGCCGUGGAUGUGUUUAGUGUCGAAGGAGCCCCAGAGAAUCGGGCAGACCCUUUUGAUCAAUCCGUCGUGGCUACAGAUGAAGUAAAGGAGGAGCCUCCAGAGCCAUUCCAGAAGAUUGGGCCAAAAACUGGUAAUUAUACCUGCGAAUUUUGUGGCAAGCAGUAUAAGUACUACACCCCUUACCAAGAGCACGUGGCCCUUCAUGCCCCCAUCAGUACCUCCGCUGGGUGGGAGCCGUCUGACGAGCCCGACACUAGUUCUGAGUGUUCACAUCCAGAGUUCUCUCGAUCUCCACUCUUCAUGGCAGUGAAGACACAGGCGAGCCAGUCGGGCAAAAAAACACCAGCUUCCAUAGUCCGGUGCUCCACCCUUCUACAACGCACCUCCUCUGGUGCACCUCCAGCCUCCCAAACCCAGAUGUUCCGCGCUCCAAAUUCCGGAUCCCCAGGAAGCAAGGCAACCACAGCAGAAAGCGCCUUCAGUAGGAGAGUCGAGAGCAAAGCACAAAACAACUUUGAAGAAACAAACAGCAGUUCUCAAAACUCAAGUGAAGCUGCAAGCCCCCUGAUUUCCAACCCAUUCCCGCUCUUACAGAAACCUUACACCUGCGGCGCUUGUGGGAUCCAGUUCCAGUUUUAUAACAAUCUCCUGGAGCACAUGCAGUCCCAUGCAGCCGACAAUGAGAAUAACAUCGCUUUCAACCAGCCCCGGUCGCCUCCCGCUGUUGUGGAAGAGAAGUGGAAACCGCAGCCCCAGAGAAACAGCACCAACAACACUUCAGUGAGUGGUUCAGCACCCAACAGCACCAUCCCAGAGAAGGAGCGGCAGAACAUCGCGGAGAGGUUGUUACGCGUGAUGUGCGCAGACUUGGGCACGCUGAGCGUAGUGAGCGGGAAGGAGUUCCUCAAACUGGCACAGACCCUGGUGGACAGUGGUGCCCGCUAUGGCGCCUUCUCGGUCACUGAGAUCCUUGGCAACUUCAACACACUGGCCUUGAAACACUUGCCUCGGAUGUACAACCAGGUGAAGGUGAAGGUCACCUGUGCCCUGGGCAGCAAUGCCUGCCUGGGCAUCGGCGUGACCUGCCACUCUCAGAGCAUCGGUCCCGAUUCCUGCUACAUCCUGACAGCCUACCAGGCCGAGGGCAACCACAUCAAGAGCUACGUCCUGGGCAUCAAGGGCGUGGACAUCCGGGACAGCGGCGACUUUAUCCACCACUGGGUCCAGAAUGUGCUGUCGGAGUUUGUGAUGUCUGAGAUCAGGACGGUCUACGUGACAGACUGCAGGGUGAAUUCAUCUGCCUUCUCCAAGGCUGGCAUGUGCCUUCGCUGCUCAGCCUGUGCCUUGAACUCCGUGGUGCAGAGCGUGUUGAACAAGCGAACGCUGCAGGCCCGCAACAUGCACGAGGUUAUUGAGCUGCUGAAUGUCUGUGAAGACCUGGCGGGCUCCACAGGCCUCUCGAAGGAGACCUUCGGCUCCCUGGAGGAGACCUCGCCCCCGCCCUGCUGGAAUUCGGUGACAGAUUCUCUGCUGCUGGUGCAUGAGCGCUAUGAGCAGAUCUGUGAGUUCUACAGCCGUGCCAAGAAGAUGAACCUCAUUCAGAACCUCAACAAGCACCUCCUGAGCAACCUGGCCGCCAUCUUGGCCCCUGUGAAGCAGGCGGUGAUCGAGCUGAGCCACGAGAGCCGGCCCACCUUGCAGCUGGUGCUGCCCACCUACGUCAAGCUGGAAAAGCUCUUCACAUCCAAGGCCAAUGAUGCCGGGGUUGUCAGUAAGCUCUGCCACCUCUUUCUGGAGGCCCUGAAGGAGAACUUCAAGGUGCACUCGGCCCACAAGGUCGCCAUGAUCCUGGACCCCCAGCAGAAGCUGCGGCCCGUCCCACCCUACCAGCACGAGGAGAUUAUCGGCAAAGUGUGCGAGCUCAUCAACGAGGUGAAGGAGUCCUGGACUGAGGAAGUGGACUUUGAGCCUUCCACCAAGAAGCCACGGGCCGCCGGUGAAGCCGCCACAGCUCAGGAAGAUGACCGGUUUGAGAAAAAUGAAGUUUAUGAUUAUUUGCAGGAACCUCUCUUCCAGUCCACCCCUGACCUCUUUCAAUACUGGUCUUGUGUUACCCAAAAGCAUACGAAACUGGCCAAACUGGCCUUUUGGCUCCUUGCGGUGCCUGCCGUGGGGGCCAGGAGUGAGUGUGUAAAUAUGUGUGAGCAAGCACUUCUCAUUAAAAGGAGACGACUUCUUAGUCCUGAAGACAUGAACAAACUCAUGUUUUUGAAGUCCAAUAUGCUUUAAAACUGUCUUUUAGUUUAAAAAUAAUAAUAAUAAUAAUAAUAACUAUAAAACACUGUCGCAAUCAAAGAAAAGGAAUUUAAGUUCUAAACACUGUGGACCUCAUUAUAAAUACCCCUGGAAACUUAAGUGCUUUUUCUAUGUGUAUAUACAUAAGUGUGUGUGAAAACACACACGUGUGUAUGUACAUAUGUACGCAUACCAUAUGGAUAAAUACACAUACAUUGUGUACGUGGGUAGGUGGUUCUUUGGGUCUGUUUACACAGACAAAGAAACCGCAUAUGUGUGUACACAUAAAUGCCCCAGUGCUCAUGAACACACGUCUGUGUGUACAUGUUGUAUUAAAUGGGGUAUGUGAGGAAAGAUGAGUAUAUGUGAGAAAGGGAGUGCUUUACCAGGAAAAUGCUUCUUGUCUCCAUCAGGGGUUUUUUUUAAACAGACUUUCCAUAUUUUCAGGUGUGCAGACCAGUAGGAGGCUGACGUAAAGUCUUCAGGCAGCUGAGAUCUAAAAGUGACUUGAAGUUUCUUUGAUUUCUCCUCCCUUCUCCCUCCAUCCCUCUCUCCUCCCCUCCCUCUCCCUUCCUCCCUUCUCCUCUCCCCUUCAGGGCUGUCUUGCCAUGGAUAUUUGUAUCUGCAUUAAGUGGACAAUAUCUGCACUGGACUUUGCUUCUCCAAUUACCUUGUAUAUUUUCAGGGCAUUGAUCAGCCGCCUUCCUAACAUCUGUCACAUGUUAGAAAGGCAGCUGCAUUCUAGAAACACACCUAUCUCUUAGAUCAGGAAAGGAGACAUUAUGGAAACAAAUAGGACUUUGUGCUUUUUUAAAUAUAAGAUGGAGAAGAAAACUUUUCAGAAAAGUAGUUACUCUAGUUAACUGUCUCCACACCUUAGUUUUUUGAGUUUUUUUAAAAACA